This is a messenger RNA of Rasamsonia emersonii CBS 393.64, 1125 nucleotides long. Its product is annotated as Protein kinase domain-containing protein. Gene Ontology annotation, molecular function: ATP binding; protein kinase activity. The transcript has 5 exons. The coding region runs from base 1 to 1125 and encodes 374 amino acids. The record is from RefSeq and is a predicted model, not a curated record. NCBI's taxonomy places the organism in Eukaryota, Fungi, Ascomycota, Eurotiomycetes, Eurotiales, Trichocomaceae. Gene Ontology annotation, biological process: protein phosphorylation; regulation of mRNA processing; spliceosomal complex assembly.
AUGACCCAAGAUUCUACUUUCCAGUCGAUCCAGGAUAUACUCCCUUCCAGAAGGAUAUGGCAAUCAGAGCGCUACGUAGCGCUGAAGAUCAGCAACUGCGACUUGGAAGACAUGGACGCUGCAGCCCACGAGCUCAGUAUCGAACGUCGCAUUGCACAGACAAAUCCUAAGCAUAGAGGCUUCCACUACGUCAGGACCUGCAUCGACAGCUUCGAGGAAAGGGGACCACACGGAACACAUCUGUGCCUGGUCUACGAGCCGAUGAGAGAGCCACUGUGGCUCUUCCAACGGCCUUGUCGGGGGAGGAAAUUCCCGCUGGGCCUGUUGAAAGCAUAUGUCAGGCUUCUUUUGCAAGAUCUCAAGGUCGACAACAUCCGGGCACAGGAAGCCCAUCCAAUGGCUCGAAAAGUCAAGGAUGGUCGAUCCAUCUACCUGUCUCACAAUGACUUCGGCUCUCUCCGCUCGUACAACAUCCUACCCAAGAUCACAGACUUUGGCCUGGCACAAAUCCAGCAAGAACCGGGCCAAUUGAAUAGACAUCCGAUCCAGCCCGACCACUACCGAGCGCCAGAAGUGAUCCUCGGCGCUGGAUGGGCGUAUGGUGUGGAUAUAUGGAAUCUCGGCGUGAUGGUAUGGUCGUCCUCUUCAUCUCGUCGUCAGACUCUUAACACAGCCUAUCCAGAUGUGGAAUUUACUCGAGAAUCGAGAUUUAUUUUGUCAAGUCCACGACCAGGAAGGGUAAUACAGUGCUGCCGCACAUCUGGCAGAAAUGAUCGCGCUGCUUGGUCCGCCACCGAAGGAACUUCUCGAUCGCGAGCGCGACGGCCGAAGGUGGAAUUUCGCGCCGGCGAUAAGGAACGCGGCAGGCAAGCUUUGCACAAAAGCGUACGAAUGCUGCUAAUGUUCAUCCUGGCAGGCAACUUUCUCUACGAGCACCUUGUUCCGCGUCAUCUGUUGUUGGAGGACACAGUCACUUCUCUCCAUGGAGAGGAGAAGCAGCAGUUUCUAGACUUUGCGAGCCAGAUGCUUCAGUGGGAUCCGGAUAAGAGGAAGAGUGCCAGAGAGCUUCUCGACGACCCGUGGCUUAGUGAGGAGUCUAUCAGACGUCUCGGGAAGGCUUACUAG